GACAGACCAAACAUAUAAGAAGGAAACCAGAGAUCUGGUGCUAUUACGUCCUGGCGUCUGAGAGAACGAGUAAGCACAGAAUUCAAAGCAUUCUGCAGCCUGAAUUUUUAAGGAGUGUGUUAGGCAAGCUGAUUUAUGAUAACUGCUUUAAAGUUCAACAACCAAAAGCAUAAGAACUAGGAGCUGCUGACAUUUCAAUAUGAAGGGCAACUCCACCCUUGCCACUACUAGCAAAAACAUUACCAGCGGUCUUCACUUCGGGCUUGUGAACAUCUCUGGCAACAAUGAGUCUACCUUGAACUGUUCACAGAAACCAUCAGAUAAGCAUUUAGAGGCAAUUCCUAUUCUUUACUACGUUAUAUUUGUAAUUGGAUUUCUGGUCAAUAUUGUCGUGGUUACACUGUUUUGUUGUCAAAAGGGUCCUAAAAAGGUUUCUAGCAUAUACAUCUUCAACCUUGCUGUGGCUGAUUUACUCCUUUUGGCUACUCUUCCUCUAUGGGCAACCUAUUAUUCUUAUAGAUAUGACUGGCUCUUUGGACCUGUGAUGUGCAAAGUUUUUGGUUCUUUUCUUACCCUGAACAUGUUUGCAAGCAUUUUUUUUAUCACCUGUAUGAGUGUUGAUAGGUACCAAUCCGUCAUCUACCCCUUUCUGUCUCAAAGAAGAAAUCCUUGGCAAGCAUCUUAUAUCGUUCCCCUUGUUUGGUGUAUGGCCUGUUUGUCCUCAUUGCCAACAUUUUAUUUUCGAGAUGUCAGAACCAUUGAAUACUUAGGAGUGAAUGCUUGCAUUAUGGCUUUCCCACCUGAGAAAUAUGCUCAAUGGUCAGCUGGGAUUGCCUUAAUGAAAAAUAUCCUUGGUUUUAUUAUCCCUUUAAUAUUCAUAGCAACAUGCUAUUUUGGAAUUAGAAAACACUUACUGAAGACGAAUAGCUAUGGGAAGAACAGGAUAACCCGUGACCAAGUCCUGAAGAUGGCAGCUGCUGUUGUUCUGGCCUUCAUCAUUUGCUGGCUUCCCUUCCAUGUUCUGACCUUCCUGGAUGCUCUGGCCUGGAUGGGUGUCAUUAAUAGCUGUGAAGUUAUAGCAGUCAUUGACCUGGCACUUCCUUUUGCCAUCCUCCUGGGAUUCACCAACAGCUGCGUUAAUCCGUUUCUCUAUUGUUUUGUUGGAAACCGGUUCCAACAGAAGCUCCGCAGCGUGUUUAGGGUUCCAAUUACUUGGCUCCAAGGGAAAAGAGAGAGUAUGUCUUGCCGGAAAAGCAGUUCUCUUAGAGAAAUGGAGACCUUUGUGUCUUAAACCUGAGAGCAAAAUGCAUGUAAUCAACAUGGCUACUUGCUUUGAGGCUCACCAGAAUUAUUUUUAAGUGGUUUUAAUAAAAUAAUAAAUUUUCCCCUAAUCUAAUCUUUUCUGAAUCUUCUGAAACCAAAUGUAACUAUGUUUUAUCGUCCAGUGACUUUCAGGAAUUGCCCAUUGUUUUUCUGAUAUGUUUGUACAAGAUUGUCAUUGGUGAGACAUAUUUACAACCUAGAAGUAACUGGUGAUAGAUCUCAAAUUGUAAUCAAUAAUAGAUUGUGAAUAAUGAUUUGGGGAUUCAGAUUUUUCUUUGAAACAUGCUUGUGUUUCUUAGUGGGGUUUUACAUCCAUUUUUAUCAGGAUUUCCUCUUGAACCAGAACCAGUCUUUCAACUCAUUGCAUCAUUUACAAGACAACAUUGUAAGAGAGAUGAGCACUUCUAAGUUGAGUAUAUUAGAAUAGAUUAGUACUGGAUUAUUCAGGCUUUAGGCAUAUGCUUCUUUUAAAAAGCUAUAAAUUAUAUUCCUCUUGUAUUUCACUUGAGUGGAGGUUUAUAGUUAAUCUAUAACUACAUAUUGAAUAGGGCUAGGAAUAUAGAUUAAAUCAUACUCCUACGUUUUAGCUUAUUUUUACAGUUAUAGAAAGCAAAAUGUACUGUAACAUAGAAUUGCAAUCUAUAAUAUUUGUGUGUUCACUAAACUCUGAAUAAGCACUUUUAAAAAAAACUUUCUAUUCAUUUUAAUGAUUGUUUAAAGGUUUCUAUUUUCUCUGAUACUUUUUUGAAAUCAAUAAACACUGUGUAUUGUUGUAAAAUGUAAAGGUCACUUUUUACAUCCUUGACUUUUUAGAUGUGGUGCUUUGAUAUAUAGGACAUCAAUUUGAUUUUUAUUAUUAAUGCUUUGGUUCUGGGUUGUUUCCUAAAAUAUCUGGGUGGCUUAAAAAAAAAAACUCUUUAACUUGUAAUAAACCCUUAACUGACAUAGGAAAUGGUAUCCAGAAUGGAAUUUUGCUACAUGGGAUCUGAGUGGGGGCAAAGAGACCCAGUCAAUUACAUGUUUGGUACCAAGAAAGGAACCUGUCAGGGCAGUACAAUAUGACUUUGAAAAUAUAUACCAUGGGGGUAGUUUUACCCUAUAUCUAUAAACACUGUUUGUUCCAGAAUCUGUAUGAUUCUAUGGAGCUAUUUUAAACCAACUGCAGGUCUAGAUACCUCCUUCUCAGCACUACUAAAGCUCCUAAGUUAGAGGAGUGCCUAAAACUGAGUUACCUAAAGUUUACUUACAUUAAAAUAUGAAUAUUAAUUUUAGAAAUUUGAGACUUCAUUCUGUACCAGCCCUGUAUAAUAACAGGUUAUCUAGGACCUUCCUCUGAGGUAGGUCUAAAUACUGAUCUCUGAGGCAGAACUAACGUUUUGGGGGCUCAGCAUCUCUGCCAGGUUCCAGGAUUAUAGACAAAAGAAUCCUGUCAUACCACUUUCUGGAAAAGUCCUAAUUUCAUGUAAUCCUUUUAUUUUCAAUAAAAACAAAUAGCUAAAUAUAUAACCAAUUAUGAUGUUAUGUUUUAAAUAAUUUUGUAAAACAUCUCAUAUAAAUAAAAUUUUUAAUUGGAAGAACA
Molecule: messenger RNA, 2902 nt
Organism: Nomascus leucogenys (northern white-cheeked gibbon)
Lineage: Eukaryota; Metazoa; Chordata; Mammalia; Primates; Hylobatidae
Gene: AGTR2
Product: angiotensin II receptor type 2
Exons: 3
Coding region: 200-1291 (363 amino acids)
Biological process (GO): blood vessel diameter maintenance; G protein-coupled receptor signaling pathway; inflammatory response
Cellular component (GO): membrane
Molecular function (GO): angiotensin type II receptor activity
Source: RefSeq, a predicted model, not a curated record